CUCGCCGCGCGCCCGCCCGAGUUUUCUGAGACGGCCGUACAAUCCUCGGCAGUGUCCUGAGACUGUAUGGUCAUCUCAGCAGUCACAGCCAGCCCGCCUUUGGACUCUGGUCCUUGCAGCCUCUGCUUGCCUUUCCCCCCCUUUCCUUUCUUUUCUUGUUUUUUCCUUCCUUUUUUGAAAACCUAGCGAAGUGACUGUUUGGGGGAUAGAAACAGGAACUUGGGUUCGCCUCCCGAUGCCCUCUCGGCGCGUUUGACAACCUCCUCCCACUCCUUUCCCGACCCCGCCUCCCCCUGCAGGUUCCUCCCCGUCACCUUUCUCCACCUCCCGCCCCCGUACCUAGCCAGUCGCCCGCAAACUGCCACCUGAUUGUGCGGGGCGCUCCCGAACUUGCGAGCACCUAGGACCUUUUCCAACCGCCUGGGCCUCCGAAAGCGGACGAGGAUCACAGCGGAGGCAGCGGUCGCCGCCGCCGCCGCCAGCCGGAUCACCCAGGGGUUCCGCGUCUCCAGGGUCCACCGCGACAAUGACAGCUGACAAGGAAAAGAAAAGGAGCAGCUCGGAGAGGAGGAAGGAGAAGUCCCGAGAUGCUGCCAGGUGCCGGCGAAGCAAGGAGACAGAGGUCUUCUACGAGCUGGCCCACGAGCUGCCCCUGCCUCACAGCGUGAGCGCCCACCUGGACAAGGCCUCCAUCAUGCGGCUGGCCAUCAGCUUCCUGCGCACACACAAGCUCCUGUCCUCAGUGUGCUCAGAAAACGAGUCUGAAGCGGAGGCUGACCAGCAGAUGGAUAACCUGUACCUGAAAGCCUUGGAGGGCUUCAUUGCCGUGGUGACCCAAGACGGCGACAUGAUCUUUCUGUCCGAAAACAUCAGCAAGUUCAUGGGACUCACACAGGUGGAGCUAACGGGACACAGUAUCUUUGACUUCACUCACCCAUGUGACCAUGACGAGAUCCGUGAGAACCUGAGUCUCAAAAAUGGCUCCGGAUUUGGGAAGAAAAGCAAAGACAUGUCCACCGAACGAGACUUUUUCAUGAGGAUGAAGUGCACGGUCACCAACAGAGGCCGAACCGUCAACCUCAAGUCAGCCACCUGGAAGGUGCUGCACUGCACUGGCCAGAUGAAGCUCUACAACAACGGGCCCCCUCACGGCAGCCUCUGCAGCUUCCAGGAGCCCCUGCUCUCUUGCCUCAUCAUCAUGUGUGAGCCCAUCCAGCACCCGUCACACAUGGACAUCCCCCUGGACAGCAAGACCUUCCUGAGCCGCCACAGCAUGGACAUGAAGUUCACCUACUGCGAUGACAGAAUCACAGAACUGAUUGGGUACCGCCCUGAGGAGCUGCUUGGCCGCUCAGCCUAUGAGUUCUACCAUGCACUGGAUUCAGAGAAUUUGACCAAAAGCCACCAGAACUUGUGCACCAAGGGCCAAGUGGUGAGCGGCCAGUACCGGAUGCUUGCCAAGCAUGGGGGCUACGUGUGGCUGGAGACCCAGGGGACCGUCAUCUACAACCCCCGCAACCUGCAGCCUCAGUGUGUCAUGUGCGUCAACUACGUCCUGAGUGAGAUUGAGAGGAACGACGUAGUGUUCUCCAUGGACCAGACGGAGUCCCUGUUCAAGCCCCACCUGCUGGCCAUGAACGGCAUCUUCGAAAACUGCAGCGAGGCAGCUGUGCAGAGUGGAAACCAGAGCUUCGAGGAAUCCUCAGCUUACAGCAAGACCAUCCUGCCCCCCAGCCAGCCGUGGGCCGAGGAGUUGAGCCACAGUGCCCUGAGCGAGGCCGGGAGCCUGCCCGCCUUCUCCGUGCCCCAGGCAGCCGCCCCGGGCAGCACCACGCCCAGUGCCACCAGCAGCAGUGGCUGUUCCACGCCCAGCAGCCCGGAAGACUACUCCACGUCCCUGGCGGACGAGCUGAAGAUUGGGGUGACAGAGAAGCUCUUUGCCAUGGACACGGAGGUGAAGGAUCCGUACAGCACCCAGACCGACUUCAAUGAGCUGGACCUGGAGACGCUGGCGCCCUACAUCCCCAUGGACGGGGAAGACUUCCAGCUCAGCCCUAUCUGCCCGGAAGAGCCGCUCCUGCCGGAGAACCCUGCGCCCACUCCCCGACACUGCUUCAGCACCAUGACGAGCAUCUUCCAGCCCCUGGCCCCCAUGGCCACCCACAGCCCCUUCCUCAUGGACAAGUACCAGCAGCAAGUGGACAACAAGAAGACAGAGCCGGAGCACCAGCCUGCAUCCUCCAUCUUCUUCAGCGGCGGGAGCAAGGCGUCCCUUCCGCUGUGUUGUGGCCAGGCCAGCACCCCACUCUCCUCGAUGGGGGGCAGGUCGAAUACGCAGUGGCCGCCUGACCCACCAUUACCCUUCGACCCCACGAAGUGGCCCGUCGGGGAUCCGCACCCUGAGUCCCUGGGACCACCACCCCUGGGGACCUCGCCCCAUCCCUCCAUGAUCAAGAAGAGGUCUGCCAAGGGGCAUGGCCCUUGGGGCCCGGACGUGCUGAGCCCAGCCGUGGUCGCCCUCUCCAACAAGCUGAAGCUGAAGCGGCAGCUGGAGUAUGAGGAGCAGGCCUUCCAAGACAUGAGCCGGGGGGACCCACCGGAUAGCAGCGUUUCACAUUUGAUGUGGAAGCGGAUGAAGAGCCUCCGGGGUGGGAACUGCCCCUUGAUGCCAGAUAAGCUGCUGAGAGCCAGCGUCCCUAAUGAUGAGUUUGCCCAAAACACCGUGAGAGGCAUGAGCCAGCCCCUGAGACACCUGCCGCCACCACAGCCACCGUCGACCCUGAGCCCCCAGGAGAAUGCCAAAAGCGGGUACCCCCCACAGUGCUACGCCGCCUCCUACCAGGGCUACAGCCUGCCACCACCGUCAGCCCACAAGGUGUCAGGCAUGGCCAGUCGGCUGCUCGGGCCCUCCUUUGAGCCCUAUCUGCUGCCCGAACUGACCAGAUACGACUGCGAGGUGAACGUUCCGGUGCCCGGAAGCUCCACGCUCCUGCAAGGAGGGGACCUCCUCAGAGCCCUGGACCAGGCCACCUGAGCCAGGAGCCCGCUCCCACCCCAUCCCCGGGCAGGCCCUGCCACGCCGCCUGGCAGCUUCACCCUCUCGAGUCUGUUUUUGCAGCUAGAUUUUCCUAACACCAACACACUUUACAAGAUGUACCUACCUGGCGAACUCGUCCAGGGCACACGGGCCGUGGCCUUUUCUGGAAGAUGCUCACUUUGUCAUCCAUGUUUUAACACAAUGAUUGCCUUACCUGCUCCGCUGUGCCCUGUCUAGGAAAAUGUCCUUCAGCUUUGUAAGAUUGCUCUCUCCCCAUCUGCAAUGACUUCUAAUUUAUGUUAUCUAUACGUAUUUCCCCCCUCCCCAACACCCAGCACCCCUCUCCCCACAGUAGCCGUACUAACAAGUUUGGGGUAUGUUUAUUUUCCCAUUGGGAAACCUUUGGCUGCAGUCAACUCAAAACGUUGCUGUUGUUGUUGUUGUUGCCAAAGAGGAAAAGCAGAAAAGAUUCUGCCUCCCAAGCUUGAUUUGUGGCCUUUUCCUCCCGGAGCCCCCUACCCUUUUGUUUCUUUAUGAAAACAAAUCACUAUCGUGUACAUUACUUCUUCUUCUUUUUUUUUCUUCCCUGCCCCCGCCCCGAGCCAACUGUUGGCUCUCAUUUUUGAUACGGGCUUUUGAGGAGGGGGCUGGAAGGAAGGAAGAGACUGAAGGGUCAACUCCGAGGAAUGUGGGAACCUUUGAAAGUCACACUUUGUAGCUUUUCCAAACCUGCUGGGUUUUUUUCCCCUCAUUCAGCGGAUUUUUUCCCUUUUGCUUUUUUUAGAGAGUCUGUAUCUGGGUGAAGUGUUUAUCGCACGUAUGGGUACUUUGUCAUAUCGAAACACUUGGAAGUGGAAUCUUGCUCAAAAAAACCACUUCCCCUCCUCUUGGAAGCUGACGACGUUGAUGUGCUUGCGUCUGGGGUGGCGGAUACCCCAGAUUUGUGCAGACUCCCCUGACCCGUACUAACACUGCUCUAGGCCUCUGCUCUCUGCUGCCUGUCUGCUUUCUGGGACUUGGGCCGCAGCGUGAGAAGCAGUCCGAGCGUGGAGUCACCAUCACGCGAGCACACUGCGCGCCCCUCUCCGUGUCCUUGUCUGUAUUAUGUAUGUAUGUAUGUCCGUAUCUAUUAUUGCUGCCCAGAGGGUCUGGCGGCACGUCACGGGUUACGGGGGUGGGCCGGGGGAGAACACUUCAAGGAGGUGCUUUGGCUUCUUUUAAAGGCUUUGUUGCUAGCCCUUCAAGUGCACUGAGCUAUGUACGUGGCUCUUCGUGGUCGCUGCCCCCACGAUCGUUCCUCACUUGGCCCAUGGAGCUUUCCAGAACUACCAUAAAAUGGUUUGGAUGAGAAUUCAUGGGGGGCGGGGGUGAGGCUUCAGAAAUGUAAGCGCAAUCAAGCCCACAUCUUCCCACUGCCUUUGAGCAAUCCGAGCUGAACUGUGAGGGGGCUGGGGGGUGGAGGCAGACAGGAACGGCAGCUUGUUGCUAGCGGCCCCCUCUGUCUCGGAUCUCAGCCGACAGUGGCCGCCCUGCAAGUCCCCAGGGCAGCCACCCUGCUGGUGGUCGGCAGGCAAUCCUCCAGAGAUGCAGGGGGGCUGUGACUGUGCAGUUAGGAAGUACUGCAGAUAGGGUAUUCCCAAAGCACUUUGUAACUCACUGGGUAAGAGGGAUGAUGCCUUUCGCUGUUAAAUACCAAUCACACCGAGCUUUUCUGUCGUUGGUACAGGGAAGAGGAUUCUAAACACACACACACACACACACACACACACACACAGCAGGGCAAGAAUUUGGUGAACCCAGAUGAAUGUAUUGCAAAAAAGAAAAAAUACAACAACAAAAAUCACCUAGUCACUGUGUUGCCUAAAUCUUACUUAAGCACCACAGCUUUGCCAGACACACAGUGGCAGAACUUGAAGGGUUACGACGUGUAGUCGCUGGGUCUGGUUUCCUGUACCUGUUGCUUCAGCAUGAAGGGCCUUUAACCCUUGCCAUUUAAAACCCCAAGCUUCAUAUUAACCUUACCUAUCAGCGUAAUGACUUCAUGAAUAUUAUUAUAUUGUUGAAUUCCUACUGACAAUAUUAUAACUAUAUGGGAGCUUAACUUUAUAAGGAAAUGUAUUUUGACACUGGUAUCUUAUUAAAGUAUUCUGAUCCUA
Molecule: messenger RNA, 5193 nt
Organism: Echinops telfairi (small Madagascar hedgehog)
Lineage: Eukaryota; Metazoa; Chordata; Mammalia; Afrosoricida; Tenrecidae
Gene: EPAS1
Product: endothelial PAS domain protein 1
Exons: 17
Coding region: 527-3034 (835 amino acids)
Biological process (GO): cellular response to hypoxia; regulation of transcription by RNA polymerase II
Cellular component (GO): transcription regulator complex; cytoplasm; nucleus
Molecular function (GO): RNA polymerase II transcription regulatory region sequence-specific DNA binding; protein dimerization activity; DNA-binding transcription factor activity, RNA polymerase II-specific
Source: RefSeq, a predicted model, not a curated record